Molecule: messenger RNA, 834 nt
Organism: Cladophialophora bantiana CBS 173.52
Lineage: Eukaryota; Fungi; Ascomycota; Eurotiomycetes; Chaetothyriales; Herpotrichiellaceae
Exons: 2
Coding region: 1-834 (277 amino acids)
Source: RefSeq, a predicted model, not a curated record
AUGGCAGCAGCACCGGCGAUGACUUCCCAGCACGCUCGAGCCCCAGUCAUCAAGGUGAUCGCGGGCGAAGACGAGAUCUUCGGCGAAGAAGACCCUGACGUCCCGCUCAAUGUCUUCCAUGUCAGCAAGUCACUGCUGCUAGAGAACUCCAAGUACUUUGCCAUCAUCCUCGAUUCAUCCCCCGACCGUACCACCGUUCGUCUCCCGACACAGGACCAUGACGUCCUCGCCGACUGGCUCGACUUGAUCUACCAAGGCGCUCUCAAUAAGUCCACCAGCAGCAAACCCCUGACAUUCGAUGACGUGGAGCGCUACUUCAAAUUCGCAGACCUGGUGGGUUCCGAAAAGCUCAGAAACACCGUCAUGGAUUCUAUGCAGGACGUGCCGCUGGAUCACUGGGACUUGCGAUCGCUGUGGACCCUGGAUGCCCACUACCCCUCCCUCGAGGACCUGUGCCACUAUAUCCUCGAAUGCCUCGCGUAUAAGAUCGUCAUGAAUGGCUGGGCCGAUUUCACUGCGGCGGACCGCAACUGCGAGGGGAACAUGUGGUACGAUUUCGUCAGUAACAUGAACAACAUCGAGUUGCUGAAUGCGCUGCUCCUGAAGGUGGAUGAGCUGAGCAUGCUGAAGGACAAAAACAUGCUUGUGGCCCCCACGGAUCGCAGGGAUUGCAAGUUGCAUGAGCAUGCCAGCGACGACACAAAGGCGAAGUGCCCGAGAAAAGAUUGGCGACCGUGGAAAGCCGUGGUGUCGUACAAGAGUGAACUCCUGAACGGCCACGGCGACGCGGUGGCACCGAACGGUCAUGGGCGAACAGACCCUGACCUCCUUUGA